Parathielavia appendiculata is the source of this 886-nucleotide messenger RNA. RefSeq lists its product as uncharacterized. Bases 113 to 847 code for a protein of 244 amino acids. The record is from RefSeq and is a predicted model, not a curated record. Lineage: Eukaryota; Fungi; Ascomycota; Sordariomycetes; Sordariales; Chaetomiaceae. The transcript is spliced from 2 exons.
CCGUCCAGUGUGACAGUCUCCGAUCCAUCAACAUUCCGACCACUUAACCCGCGCGGUUGAGGCACAUGCAUACUACUACACCAGCUAUAUGUAAGAUACCUUAGAGCUAAACAUGCCUGUGCACGGUCUGUACUUGGAAGCCGCCAGGGCAUUCCAAAAAGCCGGCAUCACAGUGCUGCUCUACGACAACCGAGGCGUUGGCGCCAGCGACGACACACCAAGGGGCGAGGCGAACGCAGCCAAGCAGACAGAAGAUCUCCACGAAGCCGUGUUCUUUCUGAAGCGCUUCCCAGCGGUCGAUGCCCGGCGCAUCGCGCUUGGGGUUAUUCAUUUCCGGGGCAUGCGCCCUGGCCGCCGCAGCGUUGGACAGGCGCAUCAAAGCCGUUGCCGCCAUCUGCCCGGCCGUGCCGUUCGACUUGGACAACCAGGCGAAGCGAAACCACUUCCUCGCCCUCGCGAUGCGCGACAUCGAAUCCCGUGCAAGAGGCAACCCGCCGCUCUGUAUGGCCCUUGUGGGCUGGGCGACGAGGACGACACGGUCUAUGACUAUCGUCUGUUCAGGUGCACCAACGCCAUGACCGUGGACGACGUUGUCAGCACCUUGGAACGGAUUCCGGGCUUUAGCAACCAGAUCCCCGUUCGGGCAUUCUACAACAUGAUUUCCUGGGCCGUUCGAGAACUUGGUACAGUGUGUGGCGCCGACACCGGUGCUCCUAGUGACGGCCGAGAACGAAGAGCUUCCGUAUGUGAAGCGGAAAUACGGCGUCAUCUACGACCAUCUCACUGGGCCGAAAGAGUUGUAUGUUGUGCCAGAGAAGGGCCAUAUGGAUGUGCUCAACGUGGAUGAGAGGUUUGACGAGACUGUCAAAGUACAGGUGGAAUUCCU